Molecule: messenger RNA, 2453 nt
Organism: Chroicocephalus ridibundus (black-headed gull)
Lineage: Eukaryota; Metazoa; Chordata; Aves; Charadriiformes; Laridae
Product: heterochromatin-associated protein MENT-like
Exons: 8
Coding region: 55-1290 (411 amino acids)
Molecular function (GO): serine-type endopeptidase inhibitor activity
Source: RefSeq, a predicted model, not a curated record
CUGACCGAGGAUAAGACCCAACUCUUCUCUCUCACAGGAUUAGAGGUUGUAGCAAUGGAACUGGUCUCGGCAUCAGUCGGCAAGUUUACAGUUGAUCUUUUCAACAAGCUGAAUGAGACCAACAAGGGCAAAAACAUUUUCUUUUCCCCUUGGAGUAUAUCAUCUGCUCUGGCUCUGACGUAUCUAGGUGCAAAAGGCAAUACAGCAACAGAGAUGGCAAUGGUUCUUCAUUUCACUCAAGCAGCAGGAGCUGAAGGCUCUUCUUCUGCGGCCAGACCUUCUCGGGGGAGACCAAAGAGAAGAAAAAUGGAUCCUGAGCACAAGCAAGCUGAAGGUAUCCAUUCUGGCUUCAAAGAGCUCCUGACUGCCAUUAACAAACCCAGAAGCAGCUACUCACUGAAAAGUGCCAACUGCAUUUACGUGGAAAAAACCUUCCCAUUAUUGCCUAUGUACAUACAACUCAGUAAGAACUACUACAAAGCAGAGCCACGCAAGGUUAACUUUAAGACAGCACCGGACCAAUCCAGAAAGGAAAUCAACACUUGGGUUGAAAAACAAACUGAGGGCAAAAUCAAGAAUUUUCUGGGUUCACGAGAUGUGAUAAACUCCACCAGGCUGAUUCUGGUAAAUGCCAUUUACUUCAAGGCAGAAUGGGAAGUGAAAUUUCAAGCAGAAAAUACAGAUAUGCAACCCUUCCGACUAAGCAAGAACAAGACCAAGCCUGUGAAGAUGAUGCACAUGAGAGAUACAUUUCCAGUUCUCAUCAUGGAAACAAUGAAUUUCAAAAUGAUUGAGUUGCCAUAUGUGAAACAUGAACUCAGUAUGUUCAUCCUCCUUCCCGAUGACAUCAAAGACAGCACUACGGGUCUCGAACAGCUGGAGAGAGAACUGACGUAUGAGAAGCUGUCCGAAUGGACUGAUUCCAAGAAGAUGACUGAGACUCUUGUGGAUCUGUACCUCCCUAAGUUCACGAUGGAAGAGAAAUAUGACCUCAGCGAUAAACUGAUCAGCAUGGGAAUGCACAGUGCCUUCAGCAUCAAUGCUGAUUUCAGUGGAAUGGCUGAGAAGGGUGAUUUGCUGAUCUCCAAAGUUUUGCACAAGUCUUUUGUUGCAGUUGAUGAGAAAGGCACUGAGGCAGCUGCUGCUUCUGCUGUAAGCGUACUAUUUACAAGUACAAAUGUCAGCUAUGCUCUGCAAUUUAAGGCUGACCACCCUUUCCACUUCUUCAUCAGACACAACAAGUCCAAGAGCAUCCUCUUUUUUGGCAGAUUCUGCUCUCCCCUAGAAUGAGUUAUUACUUGCUCCCAGACAGCACCCAAAGUUCACCCUUCAAUGGAAAAAUGUGAACUGCAGUUUUAAAAGCUCAACCUUAAGCCAUGUAGCCAUAGCUAGUGAAAGUGCACGUCCCUUUUCUCUCUUCCCCCUUUUCCUCCCCUGCCAAAGUAAGGCAGCAACCAGAGACCAUUCUGUGCCUCAGAGACUGUCCCUCUACUGCCCCUUUCCAUUAUUCUAAUGAGACAGUGCUCCACAGAAAAGAGAGUGCAGAAUUCUGCUCACUUGCAUCAAACCUGCUCUUCUGGCUUUGCUCUUUGAGAGUAAGGCGGAGCCACGAAAGCUGUCUGUACACAGGCCAUCAUCUAGCCCCACGCCAAGUGCUGCCUUCAGGGGGAAUGCAGUUCAUUCUCUUUUAUCUCCCAGAAAGGAAAAAAACCCUGAAAGAAAAAAAAAAAAAGAACUUGCAGACAUCUAUAUGCUCUCUUUUUCUCACUGAGAAACAUGCACUUGCAUUACAACGCAGUUUCCUUAUGUUCCUUUCAAAUGACUGUUGGAAAUUAACAAAAUUUAGUACAAACCCGGAAUAAUCUCAAAAUGCCCCUCACCUUCCCUGUCUCACUGCGUGUAUACAGACACAUUACAUUCAUUCUCUCUUGCCCUUGCAGCUUCAUGAAAAAAUGAGGCAGCAAGGGAAAAUGGUCCACCCCCUAACUUUUAAUCUCUGACUUCUAAUUACCUAGCAAUUUUUCCUCAUUUUUCUAAACUUUGUAGGUUAAGGUUGCUGAGAGUUCUAACCAGCAAAAAUACUAAGAAAACUAUGAGCAACAUGCUUCUUACUAUCUCUUAUUGAUAUGCCAUCUAAAAUAUCCAGAAUUCAAAUCUGCUUCAUCUUUUUCAUUUAACCUAAUUACACCUGUUUCCUGGCUAAUAUCUGCACAUACCUGUUUCAUAGAUUAAUGUAUGAUUUAUGUAAUCAUUUAUGAUGAAUUAUGCAAUUUAUGAGUGCAUCUCUGUAAAGAUAGUCGUGGCAUUGACAGAAAUGUCAGUGAGAUUUUGAAUGAUGCUUUACUUCAUAUUUUACCAUGAUCUGCAUUUAAUCCAAUAAAGGAACUUGGAGUUGCGUUUGUGCUAUUCAGGACACUCAUUUACCUGCUUUUCUUAGAGCAUCAUGUAAGAUG